Fimicolochytrium jonesii is the source of this 1434-nucleotide messenger RNA. RefSeq lists its product as uncharacterized. The coding region runs from base 91 to 1218 and encodes 375 amino acids. NCBI's taxonomy places the organism in Eukaryota, Fungi, Chytridiomycota, Chytridiomycetes, Spizellomycetales, Powellomycetaceae. The record is from RefSeq and is a predicted model, not a curated record. The transcript is spliced from 6 exons.
UAGCAGAUGACAAGUCAACUCCAAGAUUCCCCACCCACCACACAAACCCACCCACCAGGACGCAAAAUCCCCUCAUUCUCUUUCUGAAAAAUGGCAACAGCAACCGCCCCUCCAUCCACCGCCCCACCCGGCACACCCCUCCGCCCCGCCCGCGCAACCCCCCCAUCCUCCGCCGGCACUCGAACAAGCACUUCCGCACGCCCAAGCAGCUCCCGAGCCAAAUCCGCCGGCAAGAACAAGGAGGUUAUUCGGAAGACUGAGGAAGCGGAGGAGGGUGGUCGGAAGGGGGUUUGGGAGGUUAUUCAGGACCGGAUUGGUGCACCUCUUACAUGGACGUUUCUCACAGCGGCGGACAUUACGGCGCUGAACGGGUUUACAGGUCCGGAGGAUGUUGUGAGCAAAUUCGCACAACUGUUGGGACUAGAUGGCGUGCAUCGCAAGGAUCUGUUUGCGGGGAUAAGCGUUAUGUUUCAUGUUGGGAAUUACAUGUAUGCAAAGGAUAAGGGUUUCACGGACGCAGAAACAGCGGCAUUUUGUGCGAUAUUGAAGACUUGUUUGGAGAAUGGCAAGCACCUCACCACCCUCGACAAAGCCCUCACGCACACCCAAGAGCUGCUCAUCGCCCACACCGGCUCGGCUUCUCAAUCACAGAUUCAGUCGACACCAGAAGCACCGACAGGCGAGAAAGCCCAAUGGGAGGUGUUCCGCCCAGAGGUGGUCGACAUCAUCACCGACUACAUUGUCCUCACAUUUUUGCAGCAUUUCCGAUUAUACCACUACACCCUAACCCACCCUCAACCCCCGCACACAACCACCCACACCCUCCACCUCAAUGAACCCCCAACCCUCACCCCGCCCACACGCACCGGCAGCGGCUCAAAAUCCAGCCGGCCCUCCACCCGUUCCCGCAAAUCCACCGCCAAACCCCUCGCCACCUGGCCACCCCCCCUCUCCAGCCACCUACCCCUCGCCAUCCACGAAGCGCAAAAGGCGGAGCAGGCGCAACGCGAGCGCGAGCGGAUAGCUGCUGAAGCCGCGUUGAGGGAGGAGGAGAGGAAAGCGAGGGAGAACCCGUUUGGGGUACUUGAUAAUGAGAGUGUUAAGAAUGUGGCGGUGGAGGUUGUGGCGGAGAUGCUUGCGGCGGUGGGGAGGGAGGUGGAGGCGAGGUUGGAGGAGGGACGGGGGAGGUUUUUGGAGAGAGUUGGAGGGGUCAAGUAGGGAUAUGUUGAAGGGCUGUUCUGGGGAUGUAUCGGUGUGUUUUGCGAGAUGUGCACCCUUUCAAGAUGUAACCAUAUGUGCACAGCAGGGGAAUUAGCUGAAAACAUAGCUGACUACGCAAUCACCUCGGCCGCUCAUAAACAAUCUCAAUCCUCCCCACCCCAUCCGGAUCAACCUGCGCAACAUCCGAAUACUUCCUCGUCAGCCGCUUCCUCU